Messenger RNA from Trichomonas vaginalis G3, 168 nucleotides. RefSeq lists its product as uncharacterized. Lineage: Eukaryota; Parabasalia; Trichomonadida; Trichomonadidae. The annotation marks the transcript as partial. The transcript has a single exon. The record is from RefSeq and is a predicted model, not a curated record.
CCGAACUUAGCAUGCAACAAAACAUCUGUGAAAUAUUAUCCUUCAUCUCUGAAGACAAUAACGAACAAAGAUGUUAUACAGAAAUUCUUACCAAAGGUUGAAGAAGCUUCUAUUGACAUUGACGAAGGAAGUGAAAUGGUUGAAGAAAUAGACCCUGAAGCUAUUUAA